Molecule: messenger RNA, 1290 nt
Organism: Cyclopterus lumpus (lumpfish)
Lineage: Eukaryota; Metazoa; Chordata; Actinopteri; Perciformes; Cyclopteridae
Product: C2 calcium-dependent domain-containing protein 4C-like
Exons: 2
Coding region: 1-1290 (429 amino acids)
Source: RefSeq, a predicted model, not a curated record
AUGUGGCUGCUGGAGAAGCUCCGUAGCUCUGUGGAGACCAAAUCCCAUCAACCCCAGACAAUGGAGGCCAUUCCUGUCUCAGUUUAUGCCAACGUCCUGACUCCAGAAAGGAUCCCUGAUUUCUUCAUCCCCCCUAAACUUAUUUGCUGCCCACCAGAGGAGUCUCUAACCCCGGAACUUCAGCACUUCUCCACAUUACGACCAUCUGUUUCUGACCAUGCCAUCUGCAGCCAGAGCCCCAGAGUUCGGAGCAGCAAGAACCCCUGCAGCCCUCGCCUCUUUUCGCGCCUGCAGGGAGGGGACACACGCAAUCUCCAGAAGUCAGCCAACCGGCACAUCAUCCAAAUAGAGAGUGCUGAUGAACCGGGUGCCGGAUCUGUGGACAGGGACAGUGUCAACACUAAUGCUGACCCCCAGUCACAGACUGCAAUGUCUCUGCCUUAUGUCCCCAAGGCUCAGACCUCGUAUGGCUUUUCCACCCUGGUGGAGUCUCCUCAUACCCGCCGCAAGGAGAGCCUUUUCCACAGCGACCCCAGCAGCCCUCUCACCUCCCCGAACUCCCAGAGACACUUCCAAGGGGGGGCUCUUCUGGCCCCAGCUGACCCUAACCCAUACCGCUAUUUCAGUGGCGGAGAGAGCGACACCUGCUCCUCGGCAGAAUCGUCCCCCUUUACCUCCCCUCUGCUGUCCCGCUCUGCCUCCCUCCUCCGCUCCAUUACCCAGGAGACACACGCCAAGGUAUCUCGUGCCAAGCGCUCACUGGCACGCCACAGUUCUCUCUCCACUGAUGAAUGCAGCUCAGCAGACAACAGCCCCAACAUGCAGCGCCGCCACAUGCGCUGCCCUCCCUCUCCCGCCUUCCGUGCAUAUAAAGGCAGAGGCCGGGGGGGCACAGCGUCGGACCUUCUGCAGCGUGAGCACACCAUCAAUCUCCACAAGGGGGGAACACUGAGGCUGAGCACCCACUACGACCCAGAGGUCGCUCGGCUGAGGGUGCGUGUGCUCACAGCCGAGGCCCUGUACGACCGGCAGACUGACUUGAAAAGCAUCAACUGUUGUGUAGCACUCUACCUGAACCCUGGCAAGCAACAGAAACAGAGGAGCACCAUCGUCAAGAACAGCAGGAAUCCAGUAUUCAACGAGGACUUUUUUUUUGAUGCGCUGCCCCAGACACAAGUAAAGUGUCUGACCAUGAAGAUAAAAGUAGUGAACAAAGGAACCAGUCUGAGGAGAAAUGUGCUUCUCGGAGAAAGGGAGGUGCUGCUCAGUGAGCUGCUCGCAGGCCUCUAG